AGGGUCUAUUGAAUGAAUUAGUUUCCGGCCUGUUUAGAUUCUCAGCUGCAGUGUUUUACCCCGAACUCUUUCUCCUAUAUAACCAACCCAUCCCCAACACAAAGGGAAAAAACAGCCCAUCUUUUGAAUUUUGGAGCCAUGGUUCCCUUUCAGCCACUCCCUUCUUCUCUGAACGACAAGAGAGUAGCAAUUCGAGAUCCUACAGAUCCUUUGGCAAAGAAGAGGAAAUGGGAAGCUCAAUUGCCACCGCCACCGCCGCCGCCACAAAAUUCCAUAUUCGAUAUCGAGCUUCACCUCGAAACUCCGCUACCUUCCGACUGGCAGAGAUGCCUUGACAUUCAGUCGGGGAAGAUACACUUCUACAACACGACGACUAAUAAGAGAACAUCAAAGGAUCCAAGAGACCAAAUCGAUAAAAAUGACGAUGAGGAGGAAGACGACGACGACAUGAGUUUGGACCUAGAACUAAACCUGACAUGUGACUCGCUCGACAAGAACAGUAACCAAACGCAAGGCGGCCGCCAAGACCUAAAUGGUUUGUUUGGGUCGUCGGAAAAUUAUAGUAAUCGGAAGGAGAUGGUGG
Momordica charantia (bitter melon) is the source of this 583-nucleotide messenger RNA. RefSeq lists its product as uncharacterized. Lineage: Eukaryota; Viridiplantae; Streptophyta; Magnoliopsida; Cucurbitales; Cucurbitaceae. The record is from RefSeq and is a predicted model, not a curated record. Gene Ontology annotation, molecular function: protein binding.